This is a messenger RNA of Ilex paraguariensis (yerba mate), 558 nucleotides long. Lineage: Eukaryota; Viridiplantae; Streptophyta; Magnoliopsida; Aquifoliales; Aquifoliaceae. The record is from the annotation of a GenBank genome assembly.
AUGGACUCAGUUCUGGGCUUAUUAACUGCUUCCUCUUAUAUUAACUGUCUGAAAUAUAUGAAAAAGUGUUAUAGGUUGUUUUGGUCACAGCUUGGCAUUGGAUCUCUUGCGUGGGUGAGGGAUCCUGAUGUAGCUUGGGUAGAUUGCGAAGUUGUGGAGGCUAAUGGUGAAGAAAUUAAGGUUCUUUGCUUCCAGACUUACACAGGAACUAUAAUACUUGCUAUGAAGCCUUACAUAAAAUUGCCUCAUUUAUAUGAUAGUCAUAUGAUGACACAGUACAAAGGGGCAGCCUUCGGUGAACUGAGCCCCCUUCCUUUUGCUGUUGCAGAUGCAGCAUAUAGUCAGUCAAUUUUGGUUAGUGGUGAGAGUGGAGUAGUUACAACAGAAAGCACAAAAUUGCUUAUGUGGUAUGUUGCUUACAUUGUCAAGCAGCAAGAGCCGGAGUCAAAUCCUGUUCUAGAAGCAUCUGGUAAGGUGAAGACAGUCAGAAACAACAACUCCAGGUGGCCAUGGGGAAUUAUUAAUGCUGUUAUUCCUGGUAAGAAUGCCAAAUUGUGA